AUGUGGCCGUUCACGCAUUGCGGCCAAGACGGCUGCACUGCCCGCGACCCGAAUACCACCGACUCCAGGGCGCUGCUCGCCUUGCUUUGCUUGGCAGCAGCCUUCGUCGUCGUCCACAUUCUCGUCGUGCGCCACAUAUUCCCCAAACUGAGCCGUGCACACGAUGAAUUGCGCGACGGCGAAAACCACCAUCUCCCGGCGCAUGCCCCUUCCGCCUUGCGACAAGCCCACGCCGAACACGGCGCAAAGAGCUCGAGACGGAAAUUUGCAGCCUGGACUUUCGGCGCCACCGUCGCCCUGGCAUUCACGCUGGGCCUCAUCAUACUCGCCGAAAUACUCGAGGUUGUUGACCCUGCGGCGAGGAAUCUGGCCUUGCGCCUUACCGUCCCGGCUCUGCUUUUCCUGCUCAUCGUCCUGGUCCCGUGGUUGCAAUGCCGAGUCCUCAUCACCAGCGCGGGAUGGUCCUUCCAGCGCACGGCCAAGGGGUCCAUCCCCAAGAUGGCCUGGGCCUUGCGGUUCCUUCUCUUCGGCGCGUGGCUACUCACCUUCUGGUCUGUGGGCAAUACCGUGCCGGAAUCGGCCACCAAGGAGCUGUACGAGCGCGGCAUCAGCCGCCCGUACUCUGAGGCGUUGACAAAGGACUGUCUCGAGAGGGUCGGCGUCGUCGGAAUCUGCCUCAUGGCUCUGUUGGCCGGGUUCGCGUCCGUCUCCACGCCCUGGCACACCUUCGUGGACGCGGCGACCCGGAGGAGGCGACCCGUCACAGAGGCCGACGUGCACCGCAAACGCACCGGCCUAGAGGCCACCAGAGAGAUGCUCGCCUCGAAGCGCCACCAACUUCGGCAGCUGGAAAGAAGAGCCCAGAAUCCGGCCGCCGCCGCCGCCUCGCAAGGCCCGACGCGCCUCGUCGCCAAGGUGGUCGGAACGUUCCGCGGCAUCUCAAGCGACGAGGCCGAAAUGCGCGCACUGAGGGUCGACAUCUCCGGUCUGGAAACCAUGGAGGCGAACCUCGCGUCGAACCUGGCCAUGAUGCAAAACCACCGCGCCGCCACGGUCCGAGCCUCAACGGUCUGCGGCCGGAUCAUGCUGGUGCCCUCGCACGUCUUCGCGGGCUACUGCGUGUACCGAAUCCUCGCCACCGCCCUCACCACCUUUCGACGGAUCCAUUCUCCGUCGGCCACCUUCUCCAACAGCGACCCCAUCAACAGGUUCCUCGGGCUCAUGGCGCGGCACUGGGACCCGAAGCUGGACCAGCUCGCGUGGGCGAGGACCAUCAGCUUCGCCCUGAGCGGCGUCAUCCUGCUGGCCAGCGCAAACAGCGUCGUCCAGACGUUCCACCUCUUUGCCAAGUGGACGCCUGGCCUGCUGCGACAGGCGCAGGCGAACCUGGCUCUGGUAGUUGGACAAGUCACGGCCACAUAUGUCAUCUCGGCGUCGCUGUUGCUGAGAAGCCAAUUACCAGCCACGGCGGGAGCGGCCCUCACCGGCAUACUUCAAGGCGCCCUGAGUCCGUCCUUUGUGGACCACUGGUUUGAGAUGUGGUUCCUGCUGGGGAGCGUCUUGACCCUGCUCGGGGUCUGGAUGGGACGGAGGUUGUCCCGGGGCUUCGGCGACGAUGAGUGGGACGACUACGGAGCGGAAGAGAUGGGAGCGAAGCGGUCGUAG
Molecule: messenger RNA, 1665 nt
Organism: Metarhizium album ARSEF 1941
Lineage: Eukaryota; Fungi; Ascomycota; Sordariomycetes; Hypocreales; Clavicipitaceae
Product: GPCR 89-related protein
Exons: 1
Coding region: 1-1665 (554 amino acids)
Cellular component (GO): membrane
Source: RefSeq, a predicted model, not a curated record